AUGGACAGUACGGAGUCAGAACAAGAACGUGGCAUUACUAUGAAGUCAAGCAGUGCCUCCUUGUUUUACAAUCCCGAGAUGAAUCUAGGACGUGGCCUAGUGGUGGCAGACGCCGCAGCCCACCCAAAGUCUUAUCUUAUCAACUUGAUCGAUUCACCAGGGCACGUGGACUUCGCCUCCGACGUUUCAACAGCCGUGCGACUCUGCGAUGGAGCCAUUAUCGUUGUGGAUGUAGUGGAAGGUGUUUGUCCCCAGGUUGGCUCUCGUUCUGUUAGUGCUGCUUCUCCGUCUCCUCCCCCCGCAACGGAUGAGGCCGUGCUGCGUCAAGCCUGGAAUGAGCGCCUUGCUCUUGUUCUUUUGCUGAAUAAGAUUGACCGACUUUUCCUGGAACUGCGGCUCUCUCCGCUUGAAGUCUAUGACCGACUCCUACGAGUUUUAGAACAAGUAAAUUCUGUACUGGCGGAAAUGUUCACAGCCGAUGUUUUGCAGGGAAACUAUGAACAGCCAGGUGCCAAGAAGGAGGCAACCACAUCCGUGGACCAAGGCAAGACCUCCGGCAGCGGUGGCACCUUUACCUGGAGCACAGGACUGGAGCAGACUGACGAUUCCGAC
Molecule: messenger RNA, 612 nt
Organism: Dibothriocephalus latus
Lineage: Eukaryota; Metazoa; Platyhelminthes; Cestoda; Diphyllobothriidea; Diphyllobothriidae
Source: the annotation of a GenBank genome assembly